UCGUGUAUACAAAAUUGACCAUGGAACAGAUAUGUCGAACUUGUAUGACCAAGUCAUUAGCUCUGGUGGAUAUAUUCACCGAUCAGCGGGAACCUAGUCUGUCUGCAAUGAUCAGCGAGUGCGUCGCCUCCGUUAAAAUAAAGUUGAAUGAUGGGCUGCCACAGAAAAUUUGUCUUUCGUGCAUUCGUGAUAUACAAACUGCAUUUGCAUUCAAGCGCAGGUGCGAGAAAAGUUACCAGGUGCUCGACGAAAAGCUUAAGAAAAAAAAUAAAAAGCUAGAUGCAAAAAACCUUGAAGUACCCAAGGACGAAACAGGCGACUUGUUGAGCACUGAGGGUAAUUUGCAUGAGGAGCGAGACAAUGAUAACAAUUGCAUAUCCACAAAAAGCUCCACAGUUGCUGCACCUAAUCACAGUCCAUCUAGGCUUCAGCAGAAGAGCAGCGAAGUAAGUAUACAGUCAGAAUUACUGGAAAUUGAGCCAUGGGAACUGUCAGAGCCAGAAAUGGACAUUGGAUGCAUCAAAGUGGAAAAGGAGGAUCAACCAGACGAAUCAAUCCCACAAACAGAUGAGGCAAAUAAUCAAGAGGAGCUCGAUUUCAGUGCUGUUGACGACAUGUCUCCUAGCACAGAUGGCAAAAAGUUUCAAUUUACAUGUCCACAUUGUCCAAAAAGCUUUUCCCAAAAAUGUCAUCUGAAUUCGCACAUUCGUACGCACACAGGCGAGAGACCAUAUCAAUGCCCGCACUGUCCAAAAGCCUUUAGUCAGGCCUCAAAUCUGCGCAAGCACAUUUGCAUUCAUUCAGGCGAACGGCCGUUCAAGUGUCCCCACUGCAUGCGAGGAUUUACGCGCCACACGGAUCUUCAAUAUCACGUCUCCACGCAUCCAGGCAAACAAACCUACAAAUGUCAGAACUGCACAAGAUACUUCAUAGAGGAGUCCGAACUGGAGGAGCAUAUGCGAUAUCAUAAGGGCGAACGUACUUACAAAUGCCAACUAUGUCCCAGAGAAUAUGUACUCGCCUGGCAGCUGCAGCGGCAUAUUCGCGCGCAUACUGGAGAGCAGCCAUUUAAGUGUCCGCAUUGCCCGAAGAAUUGUGUAGACAAAGGAGAGCUAGGCAGACAUAUACGGUCUCACACUGGGGAGCGUCCGCACAAAUGUCCACAGUGUCCAAAUGCUUUUACCCGAGCUAGUUAUCUUAAAACACACAUCAACACUCAUAUUGAAAGUUCGUAAAUUUUAAAUCUUUAACUUAAAGUUUAAUCUGUAAUUAUAUGAAUAUGUGUAAUAAUUAGCAAUUAUAAAAUGUUAUGUGUAAUUUAAAUGUAUAAAUAAACU
This is a messenger RNA of Drosophila hydei, 1337 nucleotides long. Its product is annotated as zinc finger protein 572. The record is from RefSeq and is a predicted model, not a curated record. Lineage: Eukaryota; Metazoa; Arthropoda; Insecta; Diptera; Drosophilidae. The coding region runs from base 21 to 1235 and encodes 404 amino acids. The transcript has a single exon. Gene Ontology annotation, biological process: regulation of transcription by RNA polymerase II. Gene Ontology annotation, cellular component: nucleus. Gene Ontology annotation, molecular function: RNA polymerase II cis-regulatory region sequence-specific DNA binding; zinc ion binding; DNA-binding transcription factor activity.